CACUACACUACACUAAUUAAUUAUUAGUUUCUUAUUUUGUCUUAUAUAUAUAUAUAUAUAAACCUGCUGAAAAGCCUUAGCUGUAGCUAGUAAUAACGAUUCUAACGAUCGAAGCCCUUUGCUGCGGCUCUUCUUCUAUCAUCUCUAAGAAUAAUAAUGGCGGAAGCAAGUUCUAGUACCAAUAAUAUUAAUAAUAAUCCAAAUCAAGUUGUUGAGGCUCGUAUCGACGUUGCAACAUCAUCAUCAACACCUCAACUUAGGCAUCCUUCCCCUCAUUUUGUACAAGGGCCAAGAAUUGAAUACUUUCAAGUAUGCGUCCGGCUGUAUUAUGCUGCACUAAGUGGAGAUUGGAGCGUAGUGAAAGACAUCUUAAGGGAGCACCCGCUGGCUCUGAAUGCUGCGAUUAGUAACAGACAAGACACUAUUCUCCACGUUGCAGCCAGAGCCAACCAAGCUCACCUCGUCAAAAUGAUAGUGACUGAAAUGCAAGACACCGUUGAUUUGACUUUACAAGACCGAGAAGGGAACACACCCUUCUCCUUGGCUGUCGCAGCUGGAGCUUCACAGGUCAUUGAGAUUCUCAUGCACCAAAGUCCUGAUUUGGCUACCACUCGAGGUGGUCACGACCUCACACCACUUUACUUGGCUUGUUUGUUUGGUCACGAUGCCAUAGCACUUACCCUCUACCCCUUAACUGAUGGACUUCUUAAAGAAAGAGAACGAAGGUGGACAUUUUUCACUUGUAUCCACUCUGGUUUGUAUGAAUUAGCACUGCUAAUGUUGAAGGAUUGUCCUAAGCUAUCUGUGGCACGGGACAAUGGUCAGACAGCCUUGCAUGUGUUAGCCCGAAAGCCAUUAGAUUUCAUCUCAGAGACUAGAGGACUAUUACACAAAUUUCUCACUUAUUUCCCUGGAAUGAGAUUCUUAGUUCGAAAAACUCACCAGCAAAGCAAAGCACUGAUUCUGGUAAAAGAACUUUGGAAGCAAAUUUUGAAGGACAACAAUGACGCAGAGAUCAAAGAUCUAAUAAGAUCGCCAACUCGCAUACUUCUUGAUGCAGCAGAGGUUGGGAACCAUGAUUUCUUGGUUGCCCUUAUUUGUUCCUACCAUGAUUUACUCUGGGAGAGCGACAAAGAAAGAAGAACCAUUUUUCACAUUGCUGUUGAGAACCGCCAUGCCCACAUCUUUAGGUUAAUACAUGAGAUUGGUUCAAUGAGAGAUAUUAUAUUCUCCUUUAAAGACAGCGAAGGAAACAACAUAUUUCAUCUUGCUGCCAAGUUACCCACAAUGGAAAGAUUAAAUGUUGUGUCUGGUGCAGCUCUACAAAUGCAACGUGAACUCAUUUGGUUCAAGGAGAUAGAAAAUAUGAUGGAGCCAUCGCUGAGAGAGAAACAGAAUAAGCAAAACGAGACAGCUCGUGUAAUCUUUAGCAAGACACACAAAAAUCUAUUGAAAGAAGGAGAAUCAUGGAUGAAGAAAACAGCCGAGUCUUGCACAAUAGUAGCAGCACUAAUAGCCACAGUAGUUUUCACCGUAGCUUUCAGUGUUCCCGGUGGCAACAACAGCGAUACUGGAUUCCCCAUUCACAUCAAACACACCUCGUACACCUUUUUCUCAUUAUCAAAUGGAGUAGCCAUGUUCUCAUCUUCAACUUCCAUACUAAUGUUCUUGUCCAUUCUCACAUCGCGUUAUGCCGAAAGUGAUUUUCUUAGGUCCUUGCCGAAGAGGUUGAUCAUUGGACUUACUUCACUUUUCGUCUCCAUGGCAACCAUGACAGUCGCUUUCUGUACGGCAGUGUUCAUUGCCUACCGUCAGGGAUCGAUGUGGAUACCUAUUCUUAUCACGGCUCUUCAACUGGUUCCAAUCACUUUGUUUUUGUAUCUUUUGUAUCCUCUUCAACUUGAUAUAUUCUAUUCCACGUUCUACUCUCAUUCUUUGUUUAAACCAUGUAAGCGCAAGCUUCAAUGGGCAGGUGAUAUUUGAAACUUUUGGUACAAAGAAAAUAAGUUUGUGUGUUGUUUUGAUAAGUGUUACUUUAGAAGUAGAAUGGAGUGCAUAGUAAGAAGCACAAUGUUCUAUCUUAAAAUCAAUCGAUGAUGAGUGAAGUUUUGUUGAA
Molecule: messenger RNA, 2116 nt
Organism: Humulus lupulus (European hop)
Lineage: Eukaryota; Viridiplantae; Streptophyta; Magnoliopsida; Rosales; Cannabaceae
Exons: 6
Coding region: 157-1983 (608 amino acids)
Molecular function (GO): protein binding
Source: RefSeq, a predicted model, not a curated record